Messenger RNA from Girardinichthys multiradiatus, 2856 nucleotides. RefSeq names its product sphingomyelin phosphodiesterase 4 (gene smpd4). Gene Ontology annotation, biological process: ceramide biosynthetic process; glycerophospholipid catabolic process; sphingomyelin catabolic process. The coding region runs from base 186 to 2660 and encodes 824 amino acids. The transcript has 20 exons. Gene Ontology annotation, molecular function: sphingomyelin phosphodiesterase D activity. The record is from RefSeq and is a predicted model, not a curated record. Lineage: Eukaryota; Metazoa; Chordata; Actinopteri; Cyprinodontiformes; Goodeidae.
GAUGCUCUCCAGUUCCAGCAGGUGGCGGUAGUGUUCAACUGUAUGUAAUCGGCUUCUCUGAGACCAACAGAGAAGAAGGCUACCCGCUCUAAUGGAAACGCGGUUCGUGGAAAAUUCUCUCAGUCUUUAAGUUUCCCCAUUGGAUAGAGCUUCAGGUCGCUUCAGCUGAGCUGGAGCUGAGAAACAUGAGUACCCCAAGCUUACAGCAGCCCAGCUUCCUGCUGGCAAACCUUAAAGCUGAUGCCACCACCAAACAUCUGAUCCAGCGAUGUCAGGACCUGCUGAAGAUCAUAGACGAGUACCCUGCUAAGGAGCUGCACCUGAUCUUCCCCUGGCUGGUGGAGAAUGUGUUUGGAAGUCUGGAUGGCAUCAUCUCUGGCUGGAACCUGCGCCUCCUUCACUCACGGAGCAACGAGUACAAUGUUGUUCUGGACUUCCUGAACCCGAGCGGCCCAAUGAUGAAGCUGGUGUAUAAACUUCAGGCAGAAGACUACAAAUAUGAACUUCCUGUCAACUAUCUCCCGGGUCCUGUGAAGGUCUGCAUCCAGGAGGGCGUUCUUCCUGACUGUCCUCUGUUCCACAAUAAGCUGCAGUUCCCGCCGCCGGGCGUCCUGACUCCGAACCUCGCUCUCAAUCCUUUUGAGUUCUUCAUGUUUAACUUCGCCUACUGCCUCAUCGCUCCGAGGAACCCCCUUCAGGCCCAGCUCAGCAGCUGGACCGACAGCGCCUACUUUGUGUUGGUGGACAUGUAUCUGAAGUACUUCCUGCCCGUCGAAGGAAGUGUUCCUCCGUCUCCGUUCUCCGACUCCAGAGGCUCCGUCACGGCCCCGUCGCCGCGAGCGUCCAGUGUGUCAUUUGCUGGUUACGGCGUUCACAGCCCAAGCCUCCUGAAGCAUCACAUCUUCCACCAGCCGUCGGUGAACGCAGACCCUGCAGCCCAGGAGAUCUGGAGGUCAGAGACACUGCUGCUGAUGUUUGUAGAGAUCUGGCUCCAUCAUUACUCCUUGGACAUGUACCAGAAACUGCAGUCUCCUCAGGUAAAGCUGGCGGUGCUGCAGUACCGCCUCAGUAUGUCCAGCCUGCCGUGCCAACCCCACGCCCCACCAGGCUCUGGGACCUUCCACACCUACCAAGAGCCCUUUAGUCCAUCAGAUGAGCACGUGUUGGUGGUGCGCCUCCUGGUGAAACAUCUGCACGCCUUCUCCAACAGCCUGAAGCCCGAGCAGCUGCCUUCAUCGCCCUCGGCCCACUCUCACACCCACACCAGCCCGCUGGAGGAGUUCAAGAGGGUGGUGGUGCAGCGAUUCGUGCAGCAGAAGCUCUACCUGUUCCUGCAGCACUGCUUCGGACACUGGCCUCUGGAUGCCUCCUUCAGAGCCGUGUUGGAGACAUGGCUCAGCUACAUACAGCCGUGGAGAUACACAGGAGAGAACAACAAUCCCCAACCCGACCAAAACAGAACCAUCCUGGACAAAUGGGAGCCGUUUGUUCACGAGAACCUGCUUCUGUACACAAAGCUCUUCCAGGGCUUUCUGAACCGAGCAGUGAGGACUGACCUGGUCAACGCCAAGAACGCCUUGAUGGUGUUCAGGGUGGCCAAAGUGUUCGCUCAGCCCAACCUGACAGAGAUGAUCCAGAAAGGUGAGCAGCUGUUUCUGGAGCCGGAGCACGUCCUCCACCACCGACAACCACGUGGAUACCUUACACCGAGCCAGGGGGGCAGCUAUCUGUCGUCACGGCAACGGGUGGUGACGGACACGGUGUUGAAGGUGAAGAGCCACGUGUAUUCCCUGGAAGGACAGGACUGUCAGUACAAACAGAUGUUUAGCUCCGAGGUCAGAGGAGCGGUCCUGAAGUUCAUCCAGAUCAUCGCACAGGCCCGGCAAACGGCGAAGAGGAUAUCGGAUCACUCUAAUGAGGCGGCGGCCAACAAUUCCAUCUUGUCUUGGUUUGGACUCGGCUCCUCCGACCUCAACAACACGUUUUCUGGUUCCGAGCCUGAGGACAGUGGUGAAUGUCUGAAGAAGACCCACGAGUUCCUGGACCGAGCUCUGGAGAACCUGUGUCAGAUCUUUAAGUUGAACCAGGGCCAGCUGACUCAGCUCCUCUCCAACCUGAGCUCUUCCCAGGACGAUGGUCACUCCCGGCAGCUACCAGACUGCAUCCAGGGAGAAAACGGGCUGGUUCUGACCGACCUGGGCAGGAGACAGAUCAUAAACGGACUGCGCAGGUUUGAAGUUCAGUAUCAGGGGGAUCCGGAGCUGCAGCCCAUCAGGAGCUACGAGAGCGCCCUGCUGGUCCGGCUCCUCUACAGAGUGUCGUCGGUGCUGAACGACAGGUUCCGUCUCCACAUGAGCACUCUCUGCUCGCGCUCCGACUUGCUUGGUCGCCUCGGCCGUCGCUACCUGACUGUUCCCGACUCCUCGGUCCGGCUGAAGCGGAGCCCGAUGUCCCCGCGGACUCUAGAGCGAAGCCUUCAGCCGCGGCUGAGCCUGCGUCCGCUGGCGAGCUACAGGACGCUCCUGAUGCUGCUCCUCUUCUACACGCUGGGGGCCAUGAUGUCAUUCGGGCCCCUCCCCAGCACGGCCCUGCUACUGGCGGGGGCGCUCCUGUAUGGGUUGCUGAUGACGCUGUUCGCAGAAAAACUGAAAACGCCAUGAGACAAACAGCGACCCCGAACAUUAAUCUGCCCAGUUCCUUUCUCACUUUACUACGUUGGUUUGAUCCGAAAAUGAACUGGCAGCUUUCUGGGACACUUAUGAUGUAAAUACUUUUUAUUUUAACUUUUAAAGUGAAUAAAGUAUUUUUCUCAGUGAAAACAGAAAAACGUGAGUAAAAAAGAUUAAUUGAACAGUU